This is a messenger RNA of Elaeis guineensis (African oil palm), 1095 nucleotides long. RefSeq lists its product as uncharacterized. The record is from RefSeq and is a predicted model, not a curated record. Lineage: Eukaryota; Viridiplantae; Streptophyta; Magnoliopsida; Arecales; Arecaceae.
AGAGGUUUCUUGGUGUCGAAGAGAAGACCCCCGGCUUUUUUCCAGGAAACUUUGGAGGUAGAGGAGGGAGGGGGGAGGCCAUGUCGUCGUCCAACUCGCCGUGCGCCGCGUGCAAGCUCCAGCGGCGCAAGUGCGCGCAGGGAUGCGUGUUCGCGCCCUACUUCCCGCCGGACCAACCCCAGAAGUUCGCCAACAUGCACCGGGUCUUCGGGGCCAGCAACGUCGCCAAGCUCCUCAACGAGCUCCCCCCGUCGCAGCGAGAAGACGCCGUCAACUCGCUCGCUUACGAGGCCGAGGCGCGCCUCCAGGACCCUGUCUACGGUUGCGUCGGCUACAUCUCCAUACUCCAGCACCGGCUGAAGCAGGUCCAGCACGACUUGUACGCCGCGAAAAAGGAGCUCUCGGCGUACAUCGGCCCCGCCGCGCUCGGCCCAUUCCUCCCCCAACCCGGCCCCCACCACCCUGCCGCUCUCGUCGGCGGGUCCCACCACCAUCCCCAGUAUCAGUUCCAGGGGGCUUCCUCAUCAAAUGCGCAGCCGUUCGGGAUGCCGGGAAUGGGGAUGGGGAUGGGGAUGGGGAUGGGGAUGGGGAUGGGAAUGGAGUUGGGUUUGGCCGCUGGGGCUGGGCCAAGUGUACCUACGCAACAUGCACAGAUCUUGAUGCACGAGCAACAGCUGAUGGAGGCGCAGCAGAUGGCGGCGGCAGCGGCGGCAGUUCGAGAGCAAGAGAUGCUGAGGAGCUACGAGCAGCAGCAGCAAGAGCUGGCGAGAUUCGGCGCGGGGUACACUGACGGCCGAGGUUUUGAUCUGAUGGGCGGCGGUGCGACAGUGGCAGUGCAUCCGGGGGAGCCAUCGGGGCUGGCGCUGGUGCCGCCACAGCCAAUCGAGACUCCAUUUCUAUUCCAGCAACCGCAGCAGUAUGCCCAGCAGCCAUGGCAGCAGCAGCAGGAGCAGGAGGAACAGGCGCGGUACUUCCAGCACCACAGAACUGGGAGCGAUGAGGGGAGCAGCGGGAUGGGUCCAUCGUCUUGAAGAAAGAGUGGUUAUAAUCUCAGAUAUAGUUUAGGCAAUUCUUGAAGAAAAUGAUAGAGAACUC